AUGUACACAAGUCAUGAAGACAUUGGGUAUGAUUUUGAAGAUGACCCCAAAGAUAAGAAGACACUUAAGCCUCACCCAGACAUCGAUGGCGGAUGGGCCUGGGUGAUUGUCCUUUCUUCCUUCUUUGUGCACAUCCUCAUUAUGGGCUCCCAGAUGGCCCUGGGUGUCCUCAACGUGGAAUGGCUUGAAGAAUUCCACCAGAGCCGCGGCCUCACCGCCUGGGUCAGCUCCCUCAGCAUGGGCAUCACCUUGAUUGUGGGGCCUUUCAUUGGCUUGUUCAUCAACACGUGUGGGUGCCGCUGGACAGCGAUCAUCGGUGGGGUGGUGAACGCCCUCGGCUGGGUGCUAAGCGCCUACGCAGCAAAUGUACGCUAUCUCUUCAUUACCUUCGGAGUGGCAGCCGGCUUUGGGAGCGGGAUGGCCUACCUCCCAGCGGUUGUCAUGGUGAGCAGGUAUUUCCAGAAGCGCCGUGCCCUGGCACAGGGCCUCAGCACCACGGGGACAGGGUUUGGUGCCUUCCUAAUGACCGUUCUACUGAAGUACCUCUGUGUCGAGUAUGGCUGGCGGAACGCGAUGUUCAUCCAAGGUGCCGUGUCCUUAAACCUGUGUGUCUGCGGGGCGCUCAUGAGGCCACUCACUUCUGGAAAAGAGAGAACUUUCCCAGGAGAAAAAGGUCCGCCUGUCCUCCCCACUUGCUCCACCGAGUCUGUGAAGUCAAACAAGCACGUGGGCAGAGUCGAAGAGAAGGACAGAGUGCCAGACAAUGAGGAGACCCUGUGUGACCCACAAGCCCAGGAGUGCCAGGGCCAGGUUCGACAUGGGAUGGACCUGGGGGCUUUUCGGGCCCUCAAGACCAUGAGCCUGCUCACCGUGAGGGUCAAGAAGGGCUUUGGGGACUGGUACUCAGGCUAUUUUGGGACAGCCUCACUUUUCACCAAUCGAAUGUUUGUAGCCUUUAUUUUCUGGGCACUGUUUGCCUACAGCAGCUUCGUUAUCCCUUUCAUCCACCUCCCAGAAAUAGUCAACGUGUAUAACUUGUCGGAGCAGAAUGAUGUCUUCCCUCUGACUUCGAUCAUAGCAAUACUCCACAUCCUCGGGAAGGUGGUCCUGGGGAUCGUGGCCGACCUGCCGUGCAUCAGCGUUUGGAGCGUCUUCCUCAUGGCUAACUGCACGCUCGUCGUCAGCAUUUUCGUCCUGCCGCUGAUGCACACGUACGCCGGCCUGGCGGUCGUGUGCGCCCUGGUUGGGUUUUCCAGUGGUUACUUCUCCCUGAUGCCUGUAGUGACUGAAGACUUGGUCGGGAUCGAACACCUGGCAAACGCAUACGGCAUUAUCAUCUGUGCCAACGGCAUCUCUGCGUUGCUGGGACCACCUUUUGCAGGGUGGAUCUAUGACAUCACACAAAAAUACGACUUUUCCUUCUAUGUGUGUGGUUUGCUUUAUAUGGUAGGCAUACUUUUUCUACUCAUUCAACUGUGCAUCCGGAUUGUAGCACAAUCCAGAAACAAAUACGUGGAUGGCGCCCCUGUAUAG
Orycteropus afer afer is the source of this 1533-nucleotide messenger RNA. RefSeq names its product solute carrier family 16 member 14 (gene SLC16A14). The coding region runs from base 1 to 1533 and encodes 510 amino acids. The record is from RefSeq and is a predicted model, not a curated record. NCBI's taxonomy places the organism in Eukaryota, Metazoa, Chordata, Mammalia, Tubulidentata, Orycteropodidae. Gene Ontology annotation, biological process: transmembrane transport; monocarboxylic acid transport. The transcript has 4 exons. Gene Ontology annotation, molecular function: monocarboxylic acid transmembrane transporter activity.